UUCACCGGCAGUGUCAAGAUGGUGGCAGUCAGAAUGCAGUUUACACUUUAUUUGGUGUUGUUGUUAAACAUUUACAGCAGUUUUGUGUCUGCGCUGUAUUUUCAUAUCGGAGAGACCGAAAAGAAAUGCUUCAUAGAAGAAAUACCGGACGAAACCAUGAUCAUAGGUAACUACCGAACGCAGCUCUAUGACAAGCAGAAAGAAGAGUAUUUGCCUGCGACUCAAGGACUUGGGAUGUUUGUGGAAGUGAAGGAUCCCGAUGAGAAGGUGAUCCUGUCCCGCCAGUACGGAUCCGAGGGCAGGUUUAUCUUCACCUCCCACACACCGGGAGAGCAUCAGAUCUGUUUGCACUCAAAUUCCUCCAAAUUUGCUCUUUUUGCUGGAGGGAUGCUUCGCGUUCACUUGGACAUCCAGGUCGGUGAGCAUACAAACAACUACGCAGAGAUCGCGGCCAAAGACAAGCUGACGGAGCUGCAGCUGAGGGUGCGACAGCUGAUGGAGCAGGUGGAUCAGAUCCAGAAAGAGCAGAACUACCAGCGAUACCGCGAGGAGCGCUUCAGACAGACCAGCGAGAGCACCAACCAGAGAGUCCUGUGGUGGUCUAUCGUCCAGACGCUGAUCCUGGUGGCCAUCGGCUUUUGGCAGAUGAGACACCUGAAGAGCUUCUUCGAGGCCAAGAAAUUAGUAUAGAUCUUUAGUCUGGUAUUUUUCUUUUUUUUGUUGUUUUUUUUUUUUCUUUUUAAAGUUGUGACGAUCGUCAGCCGAUACAGUACACGGGGCGUUUUGAAGAUCGCCUGCUUCGUGUGCGCGGUCAAGACUGCUGAGAAGUCCACACGCUCCCAGUUCACUUCCCUCCCUAAAUUGCCCUCUCUUUUUUUUUUAUCCUGCAUCGAGAUUCGUUUUACGCCGCUCGUUUCAGUGCCACGCCCCAUGUAAUGUGAACCUAGUUUCUGUUCAGAAACGCAUUAUAGUUUGUCACCGAGGUGAUAGGCGCUCAACAGGGCAGUUAACCGGAUUCAAAACAUAUAUAUAUAUGCGUAACGGUUGCCUUGCCAUUCGUUAUAACCCCCCCAUUGCUCGCUAAAACGUAUUUGUUUCAGAAAUUCGAUGAAGAUGAACUACCCGCUGGGCUGCGAGUGUGACGAUUUUCCCAAAUGACCCUGGAUUAUUUGCUUACACAUUUACAAGACGAAAAUAACCGAGUUUAUCCUGGUGGCAGGUGUAAAUGUAUUCUGUUUGUUUAUGCAGUAACUAGUGUAUUUAAAAAGUUUUGCUCGGAGUGAAUGUUUCUUGGUGUUUAAAUUUUUAUGCAGUUGGUCGACGUUUUCUUUUCCAUGCCCCCGUUUUAUUUUUUUGCCGCCGAGAGCGCUCGGGUCACUGAUAGCUACACUUUGAUGUCGACCUCGGUGAUUUUGAAUAAGUGUGCACAUGUUUGAAAUGUAUGUAUCCGAAGGAACGGCGAAAUGUAGUUAUCAGAAAGGCGCAAUGUUUAAUCGUGAGCACUUGGCACGUCGAAAUAAACGAUAUCAAAAAGGUUUUAUACUUCUCACGAAUACUCAUUAGCAAAGUUUUCCCUGUUUCUUUUGAAAGCGUGUUUUUCCACAUCUUUUUAUUUUUUUUUCCUAUUGUAGACUCCUCAGGUUGAAGUAGAGAUUUUGAUGGGUUGUUAAAUCUCUCGAAUUGAUCUGCCCGGAAUACACUGUAGAAAAUCUGCGAAAGAUAUUUGCGAUUCGCUCGCUUUUUCUGAUACCACAGCUGGUGUCGUAAUGUUGUAAUUUCUUUAAAAAAGCAAAAAACUGCAUGGUGUUUUGUUACUCGUAGAUUACCGCUCACUGAAUUGCUUUGCCGUCAUGUUUGUAUGGUUUAACUUUUUAGUUUGUGAACAGCCACAGGAAAAUGGGUUUACUUUUUUUAGGGACAGGGGAGGGGAAAUUUGUUGGUGAGAAAUCGACCCCAUAAUUGCACUCAGAAAUAAAGGUUUUCCGCUCUCCCCAA
Molecule: messenger RNA, 1995 nt
Organism: Puntigrus tetrazona (Sumatra barb)
Lineage: Eukaryota; Metazoa; Chordata; Actinopteri; Cypriniformes; Cyprinidae
Gene: tmed9
Product: transmembrane p24 trafficking protein 9
Exons: 5
Coding region: 19-690 (223 amino acids)
Biological process (GO): Golgi organization; endoplasmic reticulum to Golgi vesicle-mediated transport; intracellular protein transport
Cellular component (GO): Golgi apparatus; endoplasmic reticulum-Golgi intermediate compartment; endoplasmic reticulum
Source: RefSeq, a predicted model, not a curated record